This is a messenger RNA of Durusdinium trenchii, 1560 nucleotides long. The record is from the annotation of a GenBank genome assembly. NCBI's taxonomy places the organism in Eukaryota, Dinophyceae, Suessiales, Symbiodiniaceae.
AUGGCUGAAUUCCCCGCGCUUCCAUCUCCAUCUGAAGGAGUUGCAUCUCUUGACAUUGAGACAUUUCUGGAAGCUUUGGAUGGCCCACCUCAACAAGGCCAGACAGAUCUCACGGAAAAUCGGCCACGCUUGCUGACGAUCGAUGUGCGUUCACCAGCUGAAUUUGAGGAGGGCCACAUCCCAGGAGCGGUCAACAUACCUCUUUUUGACAAUGAGUCGCGUGCGGUGGUGGGCACCGACUUCAAGCGCAAGGGCCGCUAUGAGGCAAUUCGUAAAGGAUUGCAGCUGGCUGGCCCCAACUUUGCCAGUUUCUUGGACACUUUGCAGGAGCAUGGGGCCAAACAUGGAAGCCGUUUGUUGGUUUAUUGUUGGCGCGGAGGGAUGCGCUCCGGGUCGAUGGCCUGGCUAUUCUCGCUGAGCGGCUAUGAGGUACAAACGUUGCAAGGCGGAUAUAGGAGCUAUCGCCGAUGGUGCAAGAAAAUGGUUGGGCCAGAUGCCAUCCCUCCUGCCCCAGUGAUGGUCUUGGGCGGAUGUACUGGUGUGGGAAAAACUGCAAUUCUUCACGAACUUCGCGCGAGAGGAAAGCAGAUCCUGGACCUAGAGGGAUUGGCAAAGCACCGGGGCUCUGCCUUUGGUGCGACUGGCAAGACUCAGCCAAGCAACGAGGCCUUCGAGAACAUUUUGGCCUUUGCCGUCCGAAGAGUACGCCCAAAUUGCUGCCUGUGGAUUGAACACGAGGCAAAACAUGUGGGCAAGGCCUUGGUUCCUUCGGGCAUUGCAUCCUGGGUCUCUGAUGCGACUCUUGGCGCUAUGGUGGUGAUCUCUAUGCCCAAAGAUCUGCGGGUACGUAGAUUGGUGCAAGAUUACUGCAGCGAUGCCAGCGAAGAGACCAGGGACCAGCUGAAGCAGUGUAUUUCCGGUGGUUUGGCCAAGCGAUUGGGCGGCCAGCGGGUCAAGGAUGCUUUGCGCUUGUUGGAUGAGAGCCGCUGGGAUGAGGUGGCAUCAAUGAUGUUGGAUUAUUAUGACACACUUUACAAGAAAUGGGCCAGCCAAAGUCGCAGCUCCAAAAGGAUCGAGGUGGAUUGUCCGACGCUUGACGCCGCAGGAAAUGCCGAUCUUGUUGUGCAAGCAGUUCAGCCUUUGGAGCUGGACCUUGGCAUUCAGACGCUCUCGGAACCUGUGGCCACUUCUGAAGCAACUGCUGAAGCUGCGGCAGUGGUCACGGCAGAGGUUACAGCAGAGGGGAACUGCCAGUGUGGCGAAGUGCAGAUUCUUUGCCGCGGCGACGCGCGAGCUGUGAGUUACUGCCACUGCUCCAUAUGCCGCCGCCUUUCCGGGUCGGCCUUCUCUGCCCAAGCUCUGUUUGACACUGCACAGGUUGAAGUGAGACUUCAACCCGGAGGCGGUCUCACCUCGUUUCGCACAUCCAAAGGAGUGGAGCGGUCGAGAUGCGCGUCUUGUAUGGCUCCAGUCCGCGGCCUGCUAGGAGGCAAGAUGGCUGCGGUCCCUCUGGGUUUGUUGUGUAGUUGGCGCGAGUCAGAUCAAUCCACUUUGAGGUGA